UGGCUUCAAUACAAGCUACCCAGACUUUCACUUUACACUCGAAACACUGUAUUUCCUUUUCAACACGGAGACUACAGCGAAUAACGAAUGAACGAAAAAGUACACGGACCAUGCAGGAUUGCAAACCUAGAUCGACACCCUGUGAACAAAAUUAGACUAUACUAAUGGUGCUGAUGAUCCAGGUAAUGGUCUAACUGAUCCAGUCUCUCUAGGUUAGAAACACCCAGAUCUAUUCAGAUGCAAAUCAGAAACUUCAGGGAACUAUGACAAGUGUGGCCCCUUCAUCUUAUGCUAAAGGGCACAAUCUUCCAGCAUUGCAGAUUGUGCUGGUAGGAGGCAGAGAGCUAGGGGGAAUUGAAGCAAGUGGGAAGACUUGCUCAGGAAACACAAUCCUUGGGAAAGAUGACAGUCCUGUUCGAAAGAGAACUUCAAUAUCUGUUAAGAGUGAGGGUCGAAGAUUUGGGAGACAUGUCACUGUGGUUGACACACCAGGAUGGUGGUGGCAUUUUUCACUGGAAGACACCCCUAAACAUGAUCAGAUUGAAUUUGUGAAUGGAGCGGCUUUAUGCUCUCCUGGGCCGCAUGCCUUUCUGCUUGUCAUUCCAGUGGACAUGGGUUUUCCUGAAGUAUACAGGUUUUCAUUGGAGGAGCACCUAGGACGUCUGAAAGGAAAUGUUUGGCAAUACACCAUUGUGUUAUUCAGUUCAAAUGGUCCACAUCAGAAAGAUGUUUUUGAGAAACACUUGAAGCAGUGGCCAGACCUGCAGUGGGUUAUAAAGAAAUGCCAGAACAGGUACCACAUCCUUGACAAUAAAAACAAAAGUGAUGAGUCUCAGAUCCUGGAACUUUUCAAUAAAAUAGAGAAGUUGGUAGCGAUGAACGGGGGACAGUGUUAUGAAUCGGGAGAGAAUGCUCUCCAUCUGGAACAAUGGAGGAGCAUAGUUAAAGAGGCAGCUGAAGAAAGGAUCAAGGCAGUGGAAACGCAAAGGGCAUUGCUGAAUGAAGACAUAAGGGAUGAUCAGCUGGGUGAAGAGAGAAGAAUUGCCAUCGUUGGAGCACAGUAUGCAGCAAGAAGUUCUUCUGGCAACACCAUCCUGGGAAGAGAAGCAUUUGUUGAGGGAAGUAAAAGAACAGUCCGAUGUACAAUGCAAAAGGGUAAAGUUGCAGGAAGACAUGUUACAGUGGUAGACACACCUGGGUGGUUUUACAAUAGCCCUUCAUGUGCCACAGCUGCCAUGGACAAACUGGAGAUGAAGCUCGGUGUGUCCCUCUGUGCUCCUGGACCACAUGCAGUUAUUUUGACUGUUCCUUUUGCCACAGCGUUUAACAAGUCUUACUGUCAAGCUGUGAAGGAGCACAUGAUGCUCUUUGGUGAGGAUGUCUGGAGAUACACGAUUGUUCUCUUUACAAGAGGAGAUUGGCUUGGAGAUACCACACCAGAAGAACGUAUUGAGAGUGAAGGGGAAGACCUGAAGUGGCUCAUUGAGAAGUGUGGAAACCGGUAUCAUACGUUCAACAACAAGAACAGAGAUGAUCAAACCCAAGUGAAAGAACUUCUAAAGAAGAUAGAUGAGAUGGUAGCCAGUAAUAGUGGCUGCUGUUAUGAGAUGGAUCGAGAUGUUGCCAUGGAAAAUGCUGAAAAGAAGAUGUUAACAGAGGAAAAUGCUGAAAAACUCCUAGGCAACACAACAAAAAUCAGGGCAGUUCUUAAGAAACUCUAUAAAGGUCAGAAACACAGUUUCUCUGAGCAAACACUUGUUCUUCUUGGUGCAAGAGAAGCGGGGAAAAGCACAGCUGGCAAUACAAUUCUCAUGGGAUUUGCAUUCCGGUCUGGCCUCACCAAGGCGUUCAAAAAUCGUCGCGGGACCACAAAAUGUCUCCCAUGUCAGAGACGCAUUUUAAAAAAAAAUGUCACAGUGGUUGAUACACCAGGCUGGAGCACAUCGACCGAUGAUGCAUCUGUUUUGGUGGAAGAAGAGAUUGCACGUGGUGUGUCCAUGUGCUUGCCAGGUCCGCAUGGUUUCCUGUUGGUUAUUCCUGCAAACAAGCCAUUCACAGAGGAAGACAAGAAAGCUACAACCAAGUACAUGAACAUCAUUGGAGAGAGUGCGUGGAGACACACCGUACUUGUGUUCACCUGUGGAGACUGGCUCGGCAACAAAUCAGUUGAGGAGUACAUCGAGAGUGAAGGCGACAACCUUAAGUGGCUGGUGGAGAAAUGUGGCAACAGGUACCACCUUCUGAAUAACUUUGUUGAUACCACAGAAUCUCAACUGUCUCAGGUCCGUAAGCUGUUGGAGAAGAUAGAUGAGAUGAUCGUUAGAAACAGAGAAAAAGUAUUCUGUCCAGUGGCAAAGCAGUCAUCGCCAUUUAAUUGGUUUCGGAAAAAAACUUUCACUGAGGAUGAAUGGCUCAAGCGAGAGGAUGACCUCGUGGAGAGAAUGCUGAGAGCUGUGGUUGAAGAACCAGAAAAAAAGCCAGUAGAGGCCAGAGAUGGAAGCAUUGUCAUCAGUAUCCCAAACAUGAAUGAAGAGACUCCUUCAGAAUUUGAGAUGUCUGUCAGUCGUGGACCACCAAUAGUGGCCUGGUGGAGGUCAAGGUUCCUCAAUUUUGCAGCAUCAUCUGGUUAUGAUACCAUGAGUACAGCACAGAGUGUCAGAGGAGCUGAUGGUAUGAGUGAACUGGAAUAUAGCAUGGCUGAGCAAUCAGACCAACAAAAGCUUCUAAAUGUUCCCAACAAAUCCUUCAUCAGAAAUUAUAUUGCUCUAGGAAGUCCUCUAAAAAUCAUGUCGCGUAUGAAUCCACUCAGAAGAAAUUCCUUGUAAGUAGCAAAGGACUAAAACUGAAUCUGUAAAGAGACAUUAUUUCAGUACUGUAUCUGAACACAAUACUGUAUGUAUUCUUGAUUUCCAUGCCUUUGCGUCAACAAUAGCCAUGGCUGCAGGCAUUAUAUUUUUGUGUUGUCCAUACGUUCAUCUGUCCGCCUCAAUCUUGUGAAUGCGAUAUCUCAAAUUCAAGGUCCCAUUCUUGUCUCAAGAAUGCCUUGGGCAAAUGCUUCAAUUUAAGUACAAUUUCUUCUUUGGGAGACAAUUAAAUGUGUUAAAUGAUACAAAUUGAUCUUAUCUUUACUUGGACUCUAAGAUUAACUGAUUUGAUUUUGGAUGUCAAGGUCACUCACUACAUGUCCUAUUCUUGUGGAUGUGAUAUCUUAAAGCCCCCCUGUGUAAGAAUUUAUCCCAUCUAGUGGUUAGGUGUUACAUUGCAACCAACCUCUCAAGCGCUGCAUCAUUUAGAACUACGGUAGCCGUCGCACAUCAGAAACUGGCACCAGUUCCGCACUCCUCGGCGCGUCAAAACAUAAACUUUUCUCUGAAUAAGCAGUAACAAAAUAUUCAUAUAAUUUUAUGUACUAUUGUAUUGCCAUUGGUUGUGUGUAAAACACUUUCGGACACGGAAUGAAAAGUUUCAUUUUUCCUGUUAACCGAGCUAGAUAACGUUAGCACAGUAAACGGAAAGUGAAUGGGAACGGCUAGUAAUGUUCACUAGCUAGGUAGCAGCUAGGGACUUUGGUUAAACUUGUAUAUUGUUGCAAACUAACCUGAAAUAAUAAUAAUAAUAAUAAUAAUAAUACAUUUUAUUUAUAAAGUGCCUUUCAAGACACCCAAGGUCGCUUAAAAAAUAAAGAUGUCUGACUGAGCGGUGUAGUCGCCAGCGUACCAGUCACCAAGACAUGACAUACAUUUAAACAAUAACAAACACAGGACAAAAGAAGCCGGACGGAGUGGCGUAGUCGCCAGCGUAGGCUACCCGUGACACCAAGACAGCCUACAAGACAGACAAUAAAACAAAUAAA
This is a messenger RNA of Alosa sapidissima (American shad), 3853 nucleotides long. Its product is annotated as GTPase IMAP family member 8-like. Gene Ontology annotation, molecular function: GTP binding. The transcript has 8 exons. The coding region runs from base 264 to 2825 and encodes 853 amino acids. NCBI's taxonomy places the organism in Eukaryota, Metazoa, Chordata, Actinopteri, Clupeiformes, Clupeidae. The record is from RefSeq and is a predicted model, not a curated record.